CUGUUGCUGUAGCAGUGUAUCCUUUUAUUUACCCCAUCUUCCUUCCCAUAUGUACCAUAAGCUUUUUUCAUUACUUCCCUUUGCUUCAUGCACAAUGGUAACCAAGGGAAACACAAUACCAAGCCUACUGUGCAGCUGUCUCUUCAUCCUUAUUUGCCUAGAUCAUCUCUGCUCUUCCCAAAAGACUUGCCCGGACUGUGGCUCCCUUAAAGUCCCAUAUCCACUAAGCACAAACCCCGGCCGUUGUGGUGAUCCGGACUACUCUCUCAAAUGUGACCCCUUCUCUAAGAAACUCUAUGUCCCUGCCCUUAAUGGAAGUUACUAUCUAGUGCUUCAAAUUAUGGCCUCGCACCAGCGUAUGGUGGUACAACCAUCCCCAUGGCUGCCAGGAAAUGAGUGUGUUACUCGAGACAUGGUGGUGAGUGAAGGCCUCUGGUUAAACCAGUCACUUCCUUUCAACAUCACUUCAUCAAACACCAUCUUUCUCUUCAACUGCUCUCCGCGGCUCUUGGUUUCUCCUCUGAAUUGCACUCCCUCUAGUCUUUGUCACCGCUACUUGGAAAGCUCGGGGCAUGUUGACACACAACGAGCACUCAAGUGUGAGAGCACCCUCAACCUUUGCUGCACAUUUGUUGCUGGUGGAACACCUUCAGCAUACAAGAUUCGGCUUCACAGUUCAGGUUGCAAAGCCUUUAGAAGCAUUCUUCAUUUGGACGUAAACAAGCCUGUUGAUCAAUGGCAAGAUGGAUUGGAAGUUCAAUGGGCUCCCCCACUUGAACCGGUUUGUAGUGCACAGCCUGAUUGUUCUAGCACUUCUAAAUGUUCACUUACUGCUACAAAUGGCCGCUCUCGCUGCUUCUGCAACAAGGGGUACUACUGGGAUCAAGUUCUAACAACUUGUGUGAAGAACAAGAGAAACACCAAAGCUAGCCUGAGUUUAAAGGUCUCAAUUGGGGUAAUCUCCUUUUUUGUUCUAGCUGUGGUUAUAUCCAUAAUUACAGUAAAAAGGGCCUGCAGAUUGUCUGAGCAGGAAAAGCUUAUAAAAGCGAGAGAAGGCAUGUUGAAGAGCAAUGAUAAGAAAUCAGCUAGAAUGUUUCACUUGAAAGAAGUUAAGAAAGCCACUAAUGGAUUCUCUAAAGACCGAAUUUUAGGGAGUGGUGGUUUUGGAGAAGUGUACAAAGGAGAGCUUGGAGAUGGGACUAUAGUGGCUGUGAAGUCAGCUAAAGUGGGAAACAUAAAGAGCACAGAACAAGUAUUAAAUGAAGUUGGGAUUCUAUCCCAAGUCAAUCACAAGAACCUGGUCAGACUCUUGGGUUACUGCAUGGAAGCCGAACUGCCACUGAUGCUCUAUGAGUACAUUUCAAAUGGGACACUUAGUGAGCAUUUACAUGGUAAGUUUUCCACAUUUCUUGAAUGGAAAAGUAGGCUGAGAAUUGCUUUACAAACUGCAGAAGCAUUGGGAUACUUACAUUCUGCUGCUCACACUCCCAUCUACCAUAGAGAUGUCAAGUCAACCAAUAUAUUACUUGAUGAUGAAUUCAAUGCAAAAGUAUCAGAUUUCGGGCUCUCCAGGUUGGCUCUUCCGGGGUUGAGUCAUGUCUCAACUUGUGCUCAGGGUACAUUGGGGUACUUAGACCCUGAGUAUUACAAAAACUACCAAUUGACUGAUAAAAGUGAUGUUUAUAGUUAUGGGGUUGUGAUGCUUGAGCUUUUGACAUCACAGAAAGCCAUUGAUUUCUCGCGUGGCGAAGAUGAUGUGAAUCUAGUCAUUUAUGUGAGUGUAAGAGCCAGCAAUGGUGCGAUUAUGGAAGUUGUGGAUCAGCGGCUGCUUAGAGAUAAAGAGCCUUCAGGGAAUGUUGUGGGAAGUGUAAAGCUUUUCUUAGAUCUUGCUCUUUCUUGUCUGAGGGAAAAGAAGGGAGAUAGACCAACCAUGAAGGAUGUUGUUCAAGAACUGCAGUGCAUAAUCCAAAAUUCAGAUCAAGAAGUGCUUCAUAAUUAAUCAAGUUGGUACUGUUAGAAUUAUAUCAGUGUACAAUACAUUACUCCUAAAAUAAUGGAAAUGUUCUCUUUCGAGACAAUUAAUCCGCAUUUUAUGUUGUCAUUAAUUAGAUAUUGGAGUCAUCUUUGAAUAUGAGAUACGCCAUGUUGAGUCAUUA
This is a messenger RNA of Rosa chinensis, 2156 nucleotides long. Its product is annotated as wall-associated receptor kinase-like 20. Gene Ontology annotation, molecular function: ATP binding; polysaccharide binding; protein kinase activity. NCBI's taxonomy places the organism in Eukaryota, Viridiplantae, Streptophyta, Magnoliopsida, Rosales, Rosaceae. The record is from RefSeq and is a predicted model, not a curated record. Gene Ontology annotation, biological process: protein phosphorylation. Bases 50 to 1999 code for a protein of 649 amino acids. The transcript has a single exon.